UUACGCCCUAGUGUGAUUCUCAGCGCUGUACCACAGAGAAGCUUUGUGAAUACGAUACAUGUACUUCUUUUUUCUUUGUCUCCGCACCAAAAUUGUGCUGCUCAAGCCCCCCACGCCUUACGAAGAAUAAGUCUUCAUUCCUUUUUUCCGUAUGUCAUCCUCCUUUUUCUCUUUACUUUUUUCCCGUAUGCCCACAGCUACGACAUCGUCAACUUCCAGGCGCUGGAAGACGGGCAGUACGAGUUCGUCGACGUGGCCAUCUGGUCGGACGAGGAACGGAUCUUCGUGCACGGAGAGCCGAGGUGGAGCGACAAAGAUGAGCACGACGACGAGGUUCCGGUCUCACAGUGCGGAAAGCCGUGUCCGCGAGGGUACAUCAAGGUGCCAGAGAGCAACACCAACCUCUGCUGCUGGAAAUGCGUCCAGUGCGGCAGCAACCAAUACGUGCACAGCGAGUACCGAUGUGGCAACUGCGAAGGUGGCACUUGGCCCAACGCUACUCUCAACGGAUGCGAUCCCAUACCGCAAAAGUACCUGCAGUGGACCGAGUCGGCCGUCAUCGUGGUCAUGGUCGUCUCGGCUCUAGCCCUGGCGACGGCGGCCUGCGUCAGUGCCGUCUACGUCCGCUACAUCAACACGCCCCUCAUCAAGGCCUCGUCGUGCGAGCUCAGCUUCGUCAUCCUGGUCGGCAUCAUCGUGAGCCAGGCGAGCACGUUCGCCAUCCUGGCUAAGCCGUCGCCCACGUCGUGCCUCAUGGAGCGCCUGUUCCCCGUGCUUAGCAUCGCAGCCGUUCACGCCGCCAUCUUCACAAAGACGAACCGCAUCGCGCGGAUCUUGGCUGUCAGCGAGAGGCGAAUCUUUCAGCGGAGGCUACGGUUUAUGAGCACCGCGGCCCAGCUGACAACGACUGGCAUCCUCAUCAUGGGACAGGUCGUCAUCACGGGCACCAUGCUGGUCGUCCAGAGGCCUGGCACGGUCCUGUUCUACCCGGCAAGCAACCGGGCGGUCCUACUGUGCGACACGACCGAGCUGGCCAGCUUCUUGCCGCUGGCCUACGACUUCGUCCUCAUCGCCAUGUGCACGGUGUACGCGGUCAAGACGAGGAACGUGCCCGAGAACUUCAACGAGGCCAAGAUGAUCGGGUUCGCAAUGUACUCGACGGUCGUCAUCUGGGUCGCCUACAUCGCCGUCUACAUCGGCAACGAGGACAACCGCGAGCUGGCGCUGUGCCUCGCCAUCAGCAUCUCGUCCCUCAGCGUGCUCGUGCUGUUGUUCUUGCCGCGCGUCUACAUCGUGCUCUUUCGGCCGGAGAAGAACAGGCGCAGUUCGUUUCUCACUUUCAGGCAGGACACGAUGGAGGCCAAAGUGAACACAGUCUCCGGCACCAUGGCUCACGAGAACGGUGGCGCCGAUUUGCCGCGAUCGCACGACAGCGUUAGCUAGGACGAGUGUUGCGUGACAUCGCUUUGACAGCGCGGUCAUUGCAGGCCAGGUGCCUACCCCAGGGGGUUGUGACGCAGAGGGUGGUUUGAUCGCCAGUACUGCAUCCGCUGAACUGCAUUGUGAUACCAGACACUAGAAGGUAAACUCUAGGUUUGUGCAAGAACACGCCUAAGAAAUAAAGCUUAGGUUAAGCUAGUAUUAUACAAGCAGACACCAAAGAAAAAAUGUUUGAGUUAAGCUAGGAUUAUAAGACACAUUUUCGUAAAUAACUUAUUCACUUUGAAAAUAGCUGCUUCGCAGAAGAUGAUGCAAAAGUCAAAUGAAUGGCAACGGCAGAUUUUAAUGCUCGAAACAGCUACGCUUCAAAGACAACAACAAUUGGUCGAAGCUGGUUCGUUCUUGUUGCCAAUGCCAAGGUACAUUCUUUGAUAACAUGCAAUUAGCGAGUGCCAAACGUGUGGCGUAUCCUUCCUUGUAUCCCUCUUCGGCAUUAGUGUACUGGCUGCAUGUGCUGUGCUGUCUUGCGCACUUCAAUGCGUUGUCACGCAUUGUCU
This is a messenger RNA of Dermacentor andersoni, 1997 nucleotides long. Its product is annotated as metabotropic glutamate receptor 1-like. The record is from RefSeq and is a predicted model, not a curated record. Lineage: Eukaryota; Metazoa; Arthropoda; Arachnida; Ixodida; Ixodidae. Gene Ontology annotation, cellular component: membrane. Gene Ontology annotation, biological process: G protein-coupled receptor signaling pathway. Gene Ontology annotation, molecular function: G protein-coupled receptor activity.